This is a messenger RNA of Malassezia japonica, 411 nucleotides long. It is a transcript of the gene SMD3, whose product is annotated as small nuclear ribonucleoprotein Sm D3. Gene Ontology annotation, biological process: RNA processing; spliceosomal snRNP assembly. The transcript is spliced from 2 exons. The record is from RefSeq and is a predicted model, not a curated record. Bases 1 to 411 code for a protein of 136 amino acids. NCBI's taxonomy places the organism in Eukaryota, Fungi, Basidiomycota, Malasseziomycetes, Malasseziales, Malasseziaceae. Gene Ontology annotation, molecular function: RNA binding. Gene Ontology annotation, cellular component: pICln-Sm protein complex; U5 snRNP; SMN-Sm protein complex.
AUGGGAACGGUGGGGAUUCCGGUGAAGCUGCUCCACGAGGCCGUGGGGCACGUCAUUACGAUCGAGCUCAAGGGUGGCUCGAGCUACCGCGGUCGUCUGUUUGAUGCCGAGGACAACUUCAACAUUACCAUGAAAGAGAUCACCGUCACCGCUCGCGAUGGCAAGCAGACGCAUCUCGACAGUGUAUACAUCCGCGGAAACAUGAUCCGGUUUAUGGUGGUGCCGGACAUGCUCCAGCAGGCCCCCAUGUUUAAGCGCGUUGGCCCGAAUGCAAUGAAGGGACGCGGUAUCGGCAGCGCGCGCGGACGUGCGACGAUUAUGCGUGGUACGUAUCUUUUGCUGACGCAGCGCAAUCGCGGCGUGGACGCCCUGCGCCCCGGCCUCCGGCGAUCCGUCGGUGAGCGUAUGUAG